AUGCUCACAGCGUCUGUCGUCGAGCGUGCGACGCCCCACAAAAGCAACAUCCGCAGAAGCAACCGUAUCGCGGCAGCAACCGGACCGGAGACCGGCACCAGCAAAGCGUACUCCUACACCGCCGCGACGACUUCACUGCUUCGGCGGUGCCGCGAACAGUGCACCAAACGGGCGCGUAAGUUAACGCGCAAUCGGUUCUGCUCCUCGCAGGACAAUCUCGGUGCAUCGGAGUACAGGAAGGAUCGACGUGUGCACGGUCUGCAGUUGCCGCUCCAUCCGCUGCAGCUGGUCGGUUGGUUUGCUUUGGCACUGUUCGGUUACUCCACGUUCGGUGUGCUAAUACCGGCCCUAGAGUCCUCGCUACAACCGCCGCUGUACGUUGCCCUUGCCGCACUGUACGGGUUUCAUCUGGUCUCCCAUCUUACCGCACUGUUGCUUGAUCCGGCUGAUCCGGAGUUGCGCCGGUUGGCGCCGGCCAGCAAAACCGUGGUACCGGAGUUCGACCGUACCCGGCAUUCGCACGUGAUCGAGAACGGACGGUGCCAUCUUUGCAACAUCCGCACGACCAGCGUCCGGACGAAGCAUUGCAGCGUGUGCAACAAGUGCGUCGGUAUCUUCGACCAUCACUGCAAAUGGUUGAACCAUUGCGUCGGUGGACGGAACUAUGUCGCCUUUCUGAUGUGUGUGGUGAGUGCGGUCAUAGCGGCGCUGGUCAUCCUGGCCGCAGCCAUCGUCGAGAUCGUGCUGUACCAUGUGCAGCCGGUGGGUUGGCUUAAUCUUGCCUGGUUUGGGUUGCUGGACGUCGGCGACCGAACGGCGCCGGAUGAGGGUGUCGAGCUCGAGCUGACUACAGCUUCGAGCAGCUCGGUGGGCACCACGUUUACGGACGAAACGAGCACCGCUGGUGGGUUGCUGUUCGAAAACUUGACCACGUCCGCUCAGGACAUCUUGCUAAAUGGGACGGUGGGGGGUAUUUUCGGUGGUGGAGACGGGAACAGUACCGUCAUCAGUACGAUGGGUAAUUCUUCGAACGCGACGACUCAACCAAACACGACAACCAGUGUAGCUACUGCUGCUGCCGAAGGAAUUGCCCUUCAUCACACGGUGUUUCUGGUGUUUGUGGCCUCCCUUGGGAUACUGGCCGCCAUUGCUGCCGGACUACUGCUACAUCUAUGCUUCUUUCAUGUGUACAUCUCGUUUCUGGGACUCACUACGUACGAGUAUAUCCGCAACAAUCGCCAAGCUGCUGCAGCGCAACAGAACGGAGCGGGUGGUAGAGAGCACGGAACGCACCUUGCCAAUGGACCACCGCGAGUUGGCGGAGAGCUUGAAAGUGCACCGUCGAAGUUUACCCUGUUUUCGAACUGCACCCAUGCAGGGUCACGCAAAUUCCCCGAGGUGUACAUUUGCUCCUCGAUCAAUCAGAAGACUACCGCCACCAUCAACGGUCCACCGACGGGGGUGUCUUUCAUGGGACGGAGAGGUGGUCCAACGAUGCCAAAUGCGGCCGCCGUCAUUCUGCCCGGCCAACUGAACGAUCUUAAUCGCGUGAGGCCACGCACCCUACACUGCUGCGAUAGCAGUAGCACCGAAUGCCGGAACAACAUCACAGCGGCCGGGUUGCGUACCGUGACUGCAACUGCUAACGUUGCUUCUAGCUCGUCUAGCACCGUAACGACGUCCGCCAACGGUAGCAAUGACGACCCCCAGGGGCAACAUCUUCAGCAGCAGCAGCAUCAUCAUCAGCAGAAGGCUGCCUUCUAUCUCUGCUCGAUGCUGGAGGAUGAUCCGCAUGAAGACCUUGCCGUGGGCAAGACCUCCGGCAAUUGCCAGGGCACUCGGACAUUUCACUGCUGUUCGCAGUACAGUCGUCAGAUGGCAGCGGCACAUACCUCCUCGACGAUGACCACGAACAACAACAAUCACCACCGGCCCCACCACCAUCACGGGAAUGAUUUUCUUGCCGCGGCAACGGCAGCCACGCUGCUCGCAACCACCAUGACCACCUUGACAACGACCACCACGACGUCCGAGGAGGCAUACAUCCAGUACACGGAACGGUGCUCCUGCUGCAGCUUUCAGAUGCAGAAACCCGUCGCGCAACCGCCGAACGAUGGGACGCCAUCCACCCGCCGGCAUCACCUGCACGCGUACGAUUUGCAUCCCUUCCGGCGCGGUGCCGAUAAGCCGACGCUGGUGGAGCAGCAAGGUGGGCGUCGGUUGUGCUGUGCGAGCGAAUCACUCGCCGCGGUGAAGUCGCAUCAUCGAUGGAAAAGGAAAUGGAACUGUUGCUCGAGUGUACCGGAUAGUCCGGACGUGCCGGUUGAUAUGCGAACCAUCUCCGGUACGGUAUCCGUUUCCGGUAGCCGCACGGUAAUGGCUGCACAGUUCGAUACGGGUGCGCAGCCCAAUCUGCCGACGAUCAGGAACGUCGGCGAGCAGCAACCAGCGACAUCGAUUGAGCGUCACUCACACGGCGCACCAGAACUGACCUGUAAUGAAAACUGUGCCAACAAUAACUGUAGUAGCGUUAGUGUUAGUAGCUCCCGUGCGAUGGCCGCCGUGCGUGCUGCCAAGGAGGACGAGACCGCCAUCGAGCAAGACACCACGAUGCCCACAUCCGCCUCUUCUGCGAUGGAAAUUCUAAACUCCGAUGCCAACGGGAACGAGCUGGAUUACGAACGAGAUGCAAGUACGGCUUCGCAGGCCAGCGUUUCCCCAGUGCCGAAACGACCCCGGGCACGACUCGUCCGUCCCUGGCCGGUGGUCCGUUUGCGGCACAUGAUGCGUAUGAUCGAUCGGUACCGUAGACCACGGUGUCGGACGAAUCUUGCCGGCACCAGCGGGACCAGCGCAUCGGUGACUGUUGGUGGCGGUAGUUCCGGAGGUAGUAGUAGUAGCACCACCCUCCAGCAGCACACGCUGAUCCGCCAGAAUCAGGUGCGCCCCCUUACGUCCAGCGAGUUCGCGAGUGCCCUACUGACGGUGCCCGGGUUUGGUGCGUCGGCACUGGCAGCAGCAGCAGCGGCGGCGGCCGCCGCGUCCUCUUCAUCCGCCUCUGCCUCCCCGUCCGGGUCGUCGACCGGGGGACCGGGAUCUCCGUCCGUGCAGCUACGUUCGCUGUUGCCCACGUCGACGAUUCGCGGUGCGGCAGAGUCACCGUCAGCCAUCACGAUGCCGGUUCUACCACCGCCGGCACGGCGUCGCCUAAAAGGUGGCGGUACAGGUUGUGUGGAACAGUUGCCGGAGUUGAUUGGAGACAUCACGACGCCGUCCCCUACGUCGGGAUCAUCCGUCCGUGGUCCGGUCCAUCCGCCGAUGAACUACAGGCGAAGUCGCCGUAAGAAUGUUAUUCGCAACCGCAGCCCAACACUAUCGCCGAUCCACGAGUCCGGCCUAUCGAAUCCAACCUCUCCUCAGCCCUGCCGACACGUUUAUCCCGCGUGCUCAGCCACCACGAACUCCAGCUGUGGUGGGGCACGUUCUUCCGGGUUGAUUCCGCUGGUGACCACCACUGGCUACACGGAUCAGUCACCUUAA
Messenger RNA from Anopheles marshallii, 3540 nucleotides. RefSeq lists its product as uncharacterized. The coding region runs from base 1 to 3540 and encodes 1179 amino acids. Gene Ontology annotation, cellular component: Golgi apparatus; endoplasmic reticulum. Gene Ontology annotation, molecular function: protein-cysteine S-palmitoyltransferase activity. NCBI's taxonomy places the organism in Eukaryota, Metazoa, Arthropoda, Insecta, Diptera, Culicidae. The record is from RefSeq and is a predicted model, not a curated record. Gene Ontology annotation, biological process: peptidyl-L-cysteine S-palmitoylation; protein targeting to membrane. The transcript has a single exon.